This is a messenger RNA of Plasmodium malariae, 546 nucleotides long. RefSeq names its product RNA-binding protein, putative. The record is from RefSeq and is a predicted model, not a curated record. The transcript has 3 exons. The coding region runs from base 1 to 546 and encodes 181 amino acids. Gene Ontology annotation, molecular function: RNA binding. Lineage: Eukaryota; Apicomplexa; Aconoidasida; Haemosporida; Plasmodiidae.
AUGAGAAUUUUGAAAAUACUUAUAAUUUUCCUACAUCUAAUUCGUUCUUAUAUCAUUAAGAAGCUAAAAUGGGAAGAAGAACAAUUGCAUAAGAAAAGGUUUCAGUUAUAUAGAACGAGAUAUUUCCGAAAAUUUAAAACAAUGCCAUAUGUUAGAGAUUCGGGGGAAAAUCAUAUAAAAGAAUUAACAAGAGAACGAGUUAGGCUUAGCAAACACACAACAAAUUCAAUAACACGCGGAGCAAAUUUUUUGUUUAUAUGCAAUUUGGAUAAUCGCUUAUCGUCUAGAGAUGUUACCCAUUUUUUUAAUUAUUUUAUUGGAAUUGACAUGUGUAUAGCAAGGAUAAAAAAAAACAGAUUCACAGGCAGAAAUAUAGGACAUGGAAUUUUAGAAUUUAAAAAGGCAGAAGAUGCAACAUUAGUUUUGCUAAAUUAUCAGGGAAUCAAGUUGGGGCAAAAAAACAUAAUUUUAACAGAGGCAUUUAAGAAUGAACAUUUGAAACAAAAAAAACACAUAUGCAAUAUCAUCCAACCUGGAAGGCAAUAG